This is a messenger RNA of Carassius carassius (crucian carp), 3264 nucleotides long. Its product is annotated as desert hedgehog protein A-like. Gene Ontology annotation, molecular function: calcium ion binding; patched binding. The transcript is spliced from 3 exons. Gene Ontology annotation, biological process: protein autoprocessing; multicellular organism development; cell-cell signaling. Bases 282 to 1649 code for a protein of 455 amino acids. The record is from RefSeq and is a predicted model, not a curated record. Lineage: Eukaryota; Metazoa; Chordata; Actinopteri; Cypriniformes; Cyprinidae.
AUGCUAAUAAUAUGGAAGACUUCACGUUUAUACACUCACCAUGGCUGGAUGUCGGAGGCAUUGAUGUAAAGUUCUAAAUAAUCAGUUUCAUCUGGAAACCAUUACACCGUGGUCAAUGAUUCACGAGCCCAGUUCCCACCAGUGCCCAUUUUAAUUCAACACCGUGAUAUGGUCAUGGAAAAAAUCAGAUGUGUUAACGAAAUGCCACGAGGUGCUGGGAGAGACGCUCGCGCUGCAGGGUUCGCGGCUCGCUGAUCCCUUGGCACACUUUACGCGCGUCAAUGACGCUGGCUCCUUGGUUAAGGCUGGCGAGGCUCGGCCUGCUGACUGCGUGUCUUUAUUCAUGGCUUGCGGUGGAGGGAUGCGGACCGGGUCCGGGUCACGGCACUCGCCAUAGGCAACGCAAGUUGAUUCCAGUGUCUUACAAGCAGUUCGUGCCAGGUGUUUCUGAGAACAACCUGGGAGCGAGCGGAAGAGCGGAAGGCAGGAUAACGCGCAGCUCGGAACGCUUCAAUGAGCUCGUGUGCAACUAUAACACUGACAUUGACUUCAAAGACGAGGAACAUACCAAAGCUGACCGGUUCAUGACCAAGCGCUGUAAGGACUGCCUCAAUAAACUGGCAAUAGCAGUAAUGAACCAGUGGCCUGGAGUUCGACUGCGAGUGACAGAAGCCUGGGAUGAAGAUGGCCAUCACCCUCCUGGUUCUUUGCAUUAUGAGGGCCGUGCAGUUGACAUCACCACCUCAGACAGGGACACAAAAAAAUAUGGACUACUUGCACAGUUGGCAGUUGAGGCUGGAUUUGACUGGGUGCACUAUGAAUCCAAGUACCAUGUGCACUGCUCUGUCAAAGCCGAUCACUCUGUAGCUGUAGAAAAAGGUGGCUGCUUUUCAGGAUCUGGACUUGUGACAAUGGCUGAAGGCGCGCAAAAACCUAUGUCAUGUUUGCGGCCUGGUGAGAAGGUGCUUUCCUUGUCUGAUUCAGGUGAAAUUGUUCUCAGUCAGGUACUUCUCUUUUUACAUCUAGAUAAAGAGAGAACAACCACUUUCUUUAUUAUUACCACUGAAAAUGGGAAACAAAUGGCACUUACUCCCAAUCACCUCAUCUUUGCGGCUCCCAAUCUCAAACUGCACCACAAUGAGUAUGAAGCUAUGUUUGCCAAAAACAUUAGGAUUGGGGACUAUAUACUUACUACUGGGGACAACAGAGGACUUCAGCCAUCUAAAGUGGUCUCAGUUUCACUGGAGGAGAGAAUGGGGGUUUACGCUCCUUUGACAGAUCAUGGGAACUUGUUUGUGGAUGGCGUGCUGGUAUCCAACUAUGCUUCUUUUGAGGAUCACAGACUUGCACAUUGGGCAUUUUGGCCUUUCCGUGUUCUUUUUUGCUUUUUCCAGACAGUAAUGGAAGAGAACUCUCAAAGAUUGGUGGUUAAAAGUAGUGCCAUGGUUCCUAAUAUCUGUUCCACAGAUCAUACCUUCCUCACAAAUGUAAUGCACAAUAGUUCUUUCAGCAUAUACAAGAUUUUCCCAGAGGUCAAAGUGGAAACGGAUAAUGAACACAGUUUUUUGCAACAAAAGGAGGUUUACUGGUAUGCAAGGCUUUUGCACACAUUAGGGCGGAUAUUUCUUGACCCUCAGAGGUUUUACUGAUGGUCAAGACACAGAAUAUGCAAACAUAAUGUCAACUGCAAAAUAAAUUAUAGCUCUUUAAAAACUACUGACCAAAAAGGAAAAGCAAUAGGCACUAUAACUGGUAUAAUUACUCACCACAUAUAAUGUCCAGUUGAAAUUAUUUCAUGCUUUUAGAAUUUGUAAAUGGGUUGCAGUUAUGCAUAUACUUUAUGUGAAAUAUUCAGUGUAACUUAAAAAAUAUUGAAUAAUCACCAUAAAUGGACAAUUAUGGGAUUCAAAAUGUAAACAUGUAUUUUUAUGUUUGUUUUACAAGAAAAUAUUUAAAAAAAAAUAAUAUAUAUUUAUUUUUAUACUUUUGGAUUCAUAAUAUAUAUUUCAUGUUAAACUGUAUGUUCAUGUAGUACUGAUUAUUUGUUAUGCCAAACAGACACUGAUACAGUUGUUGUAAUCUUAUUUUACUUAAAGUUAUCAUAGAUUGUGUUGCAAAAUAAGCCUGAUCUGCUUAGAAUUGAUCCACACCAAACACACAGAGUUUUAUUCUCACUAGAUUUGAACAGAUCUUGUAAGUUCUCAAAUUAAUAAACUUUUCAAUUUGUGACCAAUUAGCAUUUUACAUAACAUCCUGUAGUUGAUAAUUUAGAAGCUCUAAACAGAAAUGAGUUGAUAACACAGUUAACCAUGUCUACUGACUAAUUGUGGUCAAUUUCCAGAUUCCAAAAUCAACAGCUAUGUGCUAAACAGGGAUAAACAGGCUGGCUUUUACUAAGUGCAUCACACCCCCUUGUGGACACCAAAGAAUACACUACUGUCUAUUCUGAUGUGCUUAGUAUGAUUUAGAAGCUAUCUGUUCUGAAAAAACAGCUUCCUGGAUUUAAUAAUAAAUUAACAAGGUAAUAAAUUAUUAUUUGCAAUAUUAUGCUUUCUAUAAUUUUUCCUGAUUAAUAUAUCAGCAUUAAUCCAAUAUAAACAACAUUUUGAAUUAAAGUUUAAGUUCAUCAUUCUGGUCUACUAUGGUCUAUGUAAAAUAUUUAGCUUUGUAAAACUAAAAUAAUGCUUUUGAGACUGUGUUGGUUUUUGGAAGUGCAUGCUUUUUCCCUUCAUUAAUUUUUUUCACAGCUGUGAAGGUAUAGAAGAGGAUUAUCUCAGUCAUGGAGGAGGCAGAUAGACACACAGCAUCAGGCCAAUGGCAAAGACUGUAAUGUUGGCCUACCCAACAGUUACCCUUGGUGAACCAAUCAGCUUUUAAAGAUAAGCUUAGUCAGGCUCCCUCCAAACCUUUUCUGUUCAAACUAAUCCUGGUGAAAGCUGGGAAGAAGUCAUUAAUCUUAUCAAUGGGAUAUGAUCAGGAAGUACAGAGAAAAAAGAUACAUAUAUUAUACCUUCAAGUUGUUCUAUAAAGAUCAAUAUAUCCGUACUCUAACAGAACAAUAUGAGACAGAUAAGGCCUGUGCUGUGCAGCUGAAUUUUGCAAUAUCAGAUUUUCAGUUUCUGACUGUAAAAUAAACAUGACCUAAUGCAGCAUGCUUCAGUAAAAUACUGGAGAGAACAUGACUUCAUUGUGCUAGAUGUUGGUAGUGCUCCAGCGUGUCCAUAAAUGGCAAUUUUUCCAUCAUAUUCAUCUCUGGUAUAUGAA